UAUUUUUGUAAAUUCUUCUCUCGAAAACCACGACUCCAAAUUCUGUUAAACCCUAAUCAACACUGUUACUCACUCUCUGACCUAAUCAAUCUCCAUUGUUGCUUUGCUUCUUCGCAUCAAGACCUAAGCUUUAAGCUCUCUCUCCGAUCACUCCAUGGGUUCCGAUAAGAAGUCGAAGAAGAAGAACAAGCAUUCUCACUCCAACAGCCAUGGCGGCGGACCCGAUGUUAAGCUCAUUACCGACUCUCGAUUCGCUUCCGUACAAUCGGACCCUCGGUUUAAGAGAGCUCCAAAGCAUAAGACGAAGGUGGAGAUUGAUUCGCGUUUCAACCGUAUGUUUACGGAUAAGAGAUUCGCACCGUCUUCUGCUCCGGUGGACAAGCGAGGUAAGCCUAAGAAGCAGAAUUCCGAUAAUUUUUUGAAGAGUUACUAUCGAGUUGAAGAAAAUAAAGAAGAGGAAGAAGAAGAGGAAGAGAGGAAAGGUGAGGCUGUGGUGAAACUCGGUGGAGAUGAAUCGGAGACUGAGCAGAGUGGUGAGUCGGAUGCUUCUGAAUCGGAGGAGGAGGAUGACGAUGACGUGGUGAGUUGGGAAUCGGAUGCUUCCAUUGAUACCGAUGAUGAUGAUGAUGAAGAGCUUAAUGUUGAGUACGAGCCUGAGGAACCGGAGGAACAUGUACCUGAAAUCGAAAAAGAAACUCAUAGGCUUGCUGUUGUUAACAUGGAUUGGAGACAUGUUAAGGCUGUUGACUUGUUCAUGAUGUUGAGCUCCUUUCUUCCUAAAGAUGGACAUAUGGUAUCCGUAACUGUUUACCCAUCUGAAUUCGGUAUUCAGCGUAUGAAAGAGGAGGAAAUUCAUGGUCCUGUUGCCCUCUUUGAUGGUGAGAAUGAGAAAAAUGGUGAAGAUGAUGACGAUGACGAUGAUGACAAUGAUGAUGAGUUGGACAAUGAAAAAUUGCGUGCUUAUGAGAAGAGCAGGCUAAGGUAUUACUUUGCUGUGGUGGAAUGUGACUCAGUUGCUACAGCAGAUUACCUCUACAAAGCUUGUGAUGGGGUUGAGUUUGAAAGAUCAUCGAAUGUACUUGAUUUAAGGUUCAUUCCUGAUUCGAUGGAAUUUAAACACCCACCCCGUGAUGUUGCAACAGAGGUCCCUGCAAACUAUGAGGGUUUGAAUUUCCAAACUAAAGCUCUCCAACUCAGUAAUAUCAAUCUUUCUUGGGAUGAGGAUGAACCGGAUCGUGUAAAAACCCUGAAAAGAAAAUUUGAUGCCGAUCAGCUAGCAGAAUUAGAGUUGAAGGAGUUUCUUGCUUCUGAUGACAGUGAAAGCGAUGAAGAAGGUGAGGACGAAGAAGGUGAGGGUAAGAGUGAUAAAAAACAGAAAAAGCGAGAUAUGUACCGAGCUUUACUUGGGUCUGGUAACGGUUCGGAUGGAGAUGAGGAAGAGGAUGAUGAUGAUCAGGACAUGGAACUCACUUUCAAUACAGGAUUGGAAGAUAUAAGCAAGCGUAUGAUGGAAAAGAAGGAUAAGAAACAAGAAACAGUUUGGGAGACCAAGCUCAGACAACAACGUGAGAAAAAGAAGCUUAGAAAGCAUAGAUCCAAGAAUUCAUCAGAGGAUGAAGGUAGUGAUACUGAUCAAGAGGCAAUAAACGAACCAGGCGACUUUUUUGAAGACGAUUCUGACGAAGAAGAGCCCAAGAAGUCUAAUAAAGGUAAAAGUAAAAAAAGAAAUAAACAAGAAGAAGAUACUAGCGGGCAAGCUGAAGCUACAAAAAACGAGCUUGAGUUGCUACUUGCUGAUGAUGAUACCAUGGCGGCGGGUACUGGUGCUAAGGGUUAUAACUUGAAACGUAGGAAGGGUAAAGAUGGGAAAAAGAUUAAACUAACUUUAGAAGAUGACAAAAUACCACAAAUUGUUGAGGACCCCAGAUUCUCCUCCCUCUUCAGUUCCCCUGCUUUUGCUCUUGAUCCCACCGACCCACGUUUCGAAAGGAGUAGCUCGACUUAUGCUCGGUUAGUCUCGCAACAAAAAGAGAAGGCACGGGAAGUGGAGCAACUUGCACUUGUAGAACCACAAGCUGUAACGGAUGAGCAUCUAAAAUCUGAUGCUGUUGGGUCUUCUAAGAAAGAGAAGGACGAGUUAUCGGUGUUGGUUAAAAUGGUUAAGACUAAAUCGAAGCAAAUCAAAUUGCCCUCAAAUGAGAAGUCAGGUAAGAAAGAAAAGAAGGAGAAAGAUACACCGGUUGCAUCGGUGAACCGGAAAACUAAAGCUCUAAAGAAAUCAAAAUAAAAGAAAAUUGGAAACAUAAAAAUGAUAAUCAAAUUUUGGUCUAGCUCAAAUUUUGCUCGAGAACUUUGUAUUUAUAAUUAGUACAUAAAUUGUUUAGGCUAUGGAUUUUAUGAUUGUCUGAGUUUAAUAUGCAGGAAUUUUUUAUUUAUUUUAAAAUUUAUUUUAUAUUUACCUUUUAUGUAACAAUAAAGGGGUUACUAUUAAUAGAAGAAAAUUUGAGAAUUGUAGUUUAAGUAAACUUGUAAUUUCUACCAAUUACUCAAAGUGGGAUAUGAUAAUUUGUCAUGAA
Messenger RNA from Cannabis sativa, 2576 nucleotides. RefSeq names its product pre-rRNA-processing protein ESF1. NCBI's taxonomy places the organism in Eukaryota, Viridiplantae, Streptophyta, Magnoliopsida, Rosales, Cannabaceae. Gene Ontology annotation, biological process: rRNA processing. The transcript has 7 exons. Gene Ontology annotation, molecular function: RNA binding. Bases 155 to 2287 code for a protein of 710 amino acids. The record is from RefSeq and is a predicted model, not a curated record. Gene Ontology annotation, cellular component: nucleus.